Spea bombifrons (plains spadefoot toad) is the source of this 739-nucleotide messenger RNA. It is a transcript of the gene MRPS25, whose product is annotated as mitochondrial ribosomal protein S25. Gene Ontology annotation, cellular component: mitochondrion. Gene Ontology annotation, molecular function: structural constituent of ribosome. The record is from RefSeq and is a predicted model, not a curated record. NCBI's taxonomy places the organism in Eukaryota, Metazoa, Chordata, Amphibia, Anura, Pelobatidae. Bases 55 to 576 code for a protein of 173 amino acids. The transcript is spliced from 4 exons.
GUGGUGCAGCGCGCCGGAUCUUCUCCUUGUGCUGUCCCGGGACCCGGUGCCGUCAUGCCGAUGAAAGGCCGGUUCCCGAUCCGCAGGACCCUGCAGUAUUUACAGAGCGGGGACAUCGUCUUCAAGAACAACGUGAAGAUCAUGACGGUGAAUUAUAACACGCGGGGGGAGCUGGGAGAGGGGGCCAGGAAGUUUGUGUUUUUUAAUAUUCCUCAGAUCCAGUACAAGAAUCCAUGGCUACAGAUUGUGAUGUUCAAGAACAUGACGCCGUCCCCCUUCCUGAAGUUUUAUUUAGAUAGCGGAGAACAGGUUCUUGUUGACAUUGAAGAGAAAAGCAACACGGAUAUUAUAAAGCACGUGAAGAAGAUCCUCGGGAAGAGCGAAGAGACGCUCCAAGCCGAGGAACAGGCAAAAAUGUUCAAGUCCAACCCAGCGAACUUUGGCCCGAGAAAGUACCAUCUUCGGGAGUGCAUGUGCGAGGUGGAAGGACAGGUGCCGUGCCCUGCUUUCGUCCCGUUGCCAAAGGAGAUGACCGGCAAAUACAAGGCAAAGCUGAGAGAUAAUGCCGAGGCGUGAGAGCCGAGACCAGCCGAGGACUCCCUAUGAACUGCAUCGCCCGGAUUUAUUUCCCUGUAACGCAUGCGGAACGUUCCGGCGGCCCCAGGAUGUACUGUUCAUUUUCCAGGGUUUUUUCCCGCUUUGUACACUGUAUUUAAAUUAAACCAUUUUUUUUGGAGAA